Molecule: messenger RNA, 904 nt
Organism: Oncorhynchus gorbuscha (pink salmon)
Lineage: Eukaryota; Metazoa; Chordata; Actinopteri; Salmoniformes; Salmonidae
Product: epigen-like
Exons: 6
Coding region: 223-732 (169 amino acids)
Biological process (GO): positive regulation of cell population proliferation; positive regulation of mitotic nuclear division; epidermal growth factor receptor signaling pathway
Source: RefSeq, a predicted model, not a curated record
AGGAAGUGAUACGGAAGAAGCAGCCGAGCGAGCCAUUUUGGGGAAAGGAGAUACUCUUUACCCCAGAAUUCUGGUUCUGCCAUUUGUUGUGCAAGUUGUGACAGGGGUGUGUUGAAAGGGUAUAAAGCAUCCUGAACUUUCACUGUAAUCCACACACCUGAAGAGAAGACUAACUAGAGUUCACUGGACGGCUACAACACACUUAGAAAAAAAAACCACAAGAUGUCAGGACCAAACCAGACUGUAAGGGACUCCACCACUCUGGUUGCAGUGCUGCUCCUCCUCCUCUCCACAGGGAUCCAGUCAGCAAAACAUUCAGACAAACUUCAACCAACACAAUGGACACUCAGCCCGGACCUUGCAGAACCCAAAAUCUCCACGCUGCCUGUAAAUGGUAGUGAUAUGGAGGAACCUCGUGUUCUGAGGAUGUCAAGAUCCUGUAAAGAUGAGGAUUCUGACUACUGCCUGAACGGACAGUGCAUGUACCCCCCUGACAGCGAUACCCCUGCCUGCAUGUGUGAUGCUUCCUAUAGCGGCGCUCGCUGUGGUCUGUUGGUCCACCAGGCGACGCUGUGCAAGUUAGCCACAACAGAGGAGGUGAUUGCCAUCUGCGUGGGCGUGGCCAUGUUAGUGUGCUGCCUCGCUGUCGGUCUCUACUGCUGCAUCAAGAGAAGGUGUGAAAAACAGCCCCUUUUCUACAAGACCUACGGUGGCUCGGAGAACUCAGUUUGAGCCCCGUCUUCAUCAUCUCCACCACCACCAACCUCGUCUUGUUUUGCAGUCCCAACAAUUCCAUAACCGUAUAUUGACCACAAUGUCUUCCCAUAUCCUAUCAAAUUGUGGCUAUUUAUUGAAAUAUCUAAAAUUAUAUCUCAAAUUAAAGUUAUAAUUUUGUUUUUUUUGA